This is a messenger RNA of Seminavis robusta, 1904 nucleotides long. The record is from the annotation of a GenBank genome assembly. Lineage: Eukaryota; Bacillariophyta; Bacillariophyceae; Naviculales; Naviculaceae.
AGGUGACAUGAUGAGAUUCCCGUUUGGCGAAACCCGUCACGAAAGUGCCGGGAAACUAAACAUCAAGACCGCAAGGACAAGUGGUGGAAGCUUUGUUGGCAUCAUACAAGCAAGUUGCAUCUCAAGGCGUCUCAAUUAUCCAUUCAAGGAUGUUUCCUUCUAUCGAACCGAGUGAUGUGGGAGUGACGGGACUUCUGUGGCUCUUUGGAAGCUACGGAUAUGCUCUUUAUUCGGCUUCAAGCCUGAUUUCAGAAGGGUCUGAGCUGCUGCUCAUGAUUCCGUCUAUGGCUGGAUUGGUCGGAGGGGUGGUGUUACCAGUGCUUGGGGCCGUUCCCGAUGGAGCAAUCAUUCUGUUUAGUGGUCUUGGAUCCAUCGAGGAAGCACAAGAGAGCUUGGCCGUUGGUGUCGGAGCCCUGGCUGGUUCUACAAUCAUGCUUUUGACAGUCACGUUUGCCCUCGCAAUUUUUGGUGGUCGAGUAGAUGUGGAUGCAGGAGGAACACCCAACUAUACCUCCAAGCCAAAGCUUACGCCAAAGUCCAGCAUUAUCGAUGAGUUCAUGGCAACAGGGGUUGCAACAUCGAAAGCUGUCAAGCAGGGAGGUCUCAUCAUGGCAUUCACCACCAUCCCAUUCUUCUUGAUCCAACUUCCAGCAAGUUUCAUCCAUACUCCCUCCGAGGACGUAUCCCAAGCAGAGCACUGGUGGGCCUUGACUGGAUUAAUCAUUUGCAUCGUUGGGCUCGUGGCAUACAUGAAAAAGCAACUCGAGUUCAGCAAUGAAGGACAAGACCAAGAGAAGCGUGUCGCAGCGGUCAAGAAACUUCUUCUACAAGGCAAGGUCAGCCUUUCGGGUGCUUUGGGCGCUGCAAUUUUGGAGCCUGACAUGCAUAUCAGCACAGAAAACAUGCCUGAAUACAAGAACAUGGAUGCUGACACGGACGCGAACAAUGCUCUUCCUCCCAAAGUCCAUGAAUAUCUGAAAGAGGUUUUGUUGGAUGCAUUCCUGACAUAUGAUAAUAAUCGGGAUGGAACUCUUGAUAGGAUCGAAGUAUACAGGUUCUUCCGAGACUUUCACGAGAGUAUCAAACCGGACGAAAUGGACAGUUUGUUUAAAAAGUUUGACAAUGACAAAGAUGGUGCCUAUUCCUUCGACGAGUUCAUUGCCAUGGCUUAUACCUUCAUCAUGGAACGUGAACACGAUGAACGCACUGGCUCAGAAACCAGGGAUGCAGGAGACCAAGCCAAUGGAGAAAUCGUAAAGGGCAUCUUGGCCGAAGGGGAAGAAGAGGAAGAGGAAGUACCAGCAGACUUUACCGAUUUACCUCCAGAUCAACAACAAUCUGCCAUCAAAAAGCGAGCUUUCUUCAUGUUGGCAAUCGGGACUACACUCGUGGUGAUCUUUUCAGACCCCAUGGUAGACGUGAUGCAAGAAGUCGCUGUGAGAAUUGGCGUACCUCCGUUCUACGUUGCAUUCAUUCUUGCACCGCUUGCAUCCAACCUAAGUGAAGUCGUUGCGAGCUACUACUAUGCAUCCAAGAAGACUCGCAAAACAAUGUCUGUCUCCUUGUCUGCUUUGGAGGGUGCUGCUGCCAUGAACAACACAUUUUGCCUAUCCAUCUUUAUGGGGCUUAUCUUCUUUCGUGGUUUGGCAUGGGAAUACACAGCUGAGACGAUUGCAAUUCUGGUAGUCGAGUUUGCCGUUGCUGCCAUUGUGCAAAAGGAUAUCCUGACAACGUUUCAUGGUGUUCUUCUUAUGUUGAUCUUCCCGUUGAGCAUUGCCUUUGUGGCUCUGAUGGAAUUUCUUGGCUUUGAUUAGCUUACCAGUACUAGUUGUAACUUGCACGCAUACAAUAAAGCAAUACUUGUCCAGAAGCAAAGCAAAUUCUGAAAGCUCUUAAUCAAAUUG